AUGGACGAUCAACGGACGGCGGCGAGCGCGGAUCGCGCGAGAUCACUAACGCCUACCUACUCCCCGAUACACACUCUUCCGGAUGAGCUCUUGUCUCUGAUCUUUGGGUACACCGUCUCUCAACCAGUCUUCGCCCUCAUCCCUCCCAUGAAAGGCUGGUGGAGCAUUCCCUGGGUGGACCGCCACUUCAGGCGUGUUGCACUGCAGACCCCUCGCUUUUGGGCAACUCCAGAGUUCGUCAACGAAGAGCUCCUCGAGUCUAUGCUGUCUCGCUCAGGCGUAGCACCUCUCACAGUCUGUUUCGACGACAGAGCUCACAGACUGGCUGAACGGGUGGCAGGAAGCGAUAACCUUGCUCUGACCCUCUUGACCAAGGUGCUCUUGCACCUUCCGCGCAUCGAGAACUUGACUAUCUUCGGGAGUCGUAGGACCAUUGAGCAUUCGCGCCACUUACUCCAAGGAAGGAGCGCAGCGCUACUCCUGUGCCAUUUCUCUAUGAAUUGCUACGAGAGUUGGGAAACUCUACCGCCAGCUCAGCAGCAAGAUCAGGCACGAUUCAUCACAUUCAGCGAUGACCUUUUGUGCGGACAAGCGCCACGAUUACGAGCGCUGCAUAUACACGACUUGCAACUUUCAUGGACUAGCCCUCUUCUCAGCUCCUCCCUCGUCACCCUUAUCUUGACCACGCCCCAGCAUUCGAGCAACGCCGCGGCGAUCCUCAGCGCCUUAGCGCGGAUGCCCCAACUCAAUCACCUCAUUCUUCUGAACCCCUCACCGACAAGCGAUGUUCAAGUACCGCGACCGCCGCGUGCACCCGAUGUAGUGACUCUUUCCCAACUGCGCCAGUGUCUGUUCGUCGCGGACAUCGAGGAUGCUCCCGCACUUCUUGGCACGAUCGUGGUGCCCCAGGAUGCGAAGAUGCGGAUGAUAUGCGGAGUGCCAGAUGAUAUGGAGGAUCUUACACUCGUGGUGCCUGUAGCUCAGGGCUUGAACAGAUGGUACGAGCACCAACAUCCCGCUUCGUCGUCUGCGCAGCUACUCGCGGUGCGAGUUCAGGCCUAUACAACCGGCCAUUGGGACAACCUCCGCAUCUCUACUGGCUGGGAUCGACAGCCCGAUCUGCUAUCCCAUAACAGCACCUAUGAAGCAGGCGAUCUGUUCGUCGCAGACAUGAGCGUCGACAUCGUCAUUGCGCGUCUUCACGGCACAGAGCUAGUGCUUUCUGCGUCAACACUUCUCCUACAGUCGUUGCCGAUCAGCAACGUGCGCGAGCUCGUGCUCGACUACGGCGUCCACAGCGUUACGCCAGCAUGGUGGAGGACCAUUGCAAAAGUCAUGCCAUUGCUCGACACAGUCGUUCUACACGGGCACAACGCGAGCGACUCGUUCUUCGAUGUCCUAGCCUUUUCGCUAGCACCCAUCGGCGUGACCGGGCAGGAUCCAGAAGCUCCGCCUUUGGUCCAAAACGUGCGCAACGUGUCAAUCAACGGAGUUGACUUCGCGUACCCGCCGCGCUGCACUCAAGCCGCGCGUGCAUUGAGGCGAAUGGAACGUGCUCAGAGAAAGGUACACAAACUGUGCCUUCGUGCUUGCAACAUCCCUCGCGCGCGCGUACUUGAGUUGCAAGCGCAUGUGGAGAUGAUGACCUUGGAUGAUAUGGGAAGGAAACCCGAUCCUGAAGGGAUGUUAACGUGGUCAUCUGCGCUGCGAGACUUCUAUCUGUCCGAACUAUGA
Molecule: messenger RNA, 1734 nt
Organism: Peniophora sp. CBMAI 1063
Lineage: Eukaryota; Fungi; Basidiomycota; Agaricomycetes; Russulales; Peniophoraceae
Source: the annotation of a GenBank genome assembly